Staurois parvus is the source of this 348-nucleotide messenger RNA. The record is from the annotation of a GenBank genome assembly. Lineage: Eukaryota; Metazoa; Chordata; Amphibia; Anura; Ranidae.
AUGCAAGUGCCGCUUCUCGGCUGCACUUUCCUCACGCUGUCAGAUCGUGAGGAAAGUACUGCGGAGAACCGGCAGUUGUCAGAGCGGGGAUCGGCACCGAUCAUCAGGGCACUGAUGAUCAGUGCCCUGAUGAUCGGUGCCCAGCAAUGCCACCCGCAAGUUUCCGCCCACCUGUGCCCAGCAUUCCGCCCACCUGUGCCCAGCAGUGCACCCACCUGUGCCCAGCAGUGCACCCACCUGUGCCACUCUGCAGUGUCACACACCUGUGCCCAGAAGUGCCACCCACCUGUGCCCACCUACCAGUGCCACCCACCAGUGCAGCCCAGCAGUGCUGCCAGUCAGUGCCCA